Messenger RNA from Aspergillus oryzae RIB40, 1116 nucleotides. RefSeq lists its product as uncharacterized. Gene Ontology annotation, biological process: transmembrane transport. Lineage: Eukaryota; Fungi; Ascomycota; Eurotiomycetes; Eurotiales; Aspergillaceae. Gene Ontology annotation, molecular function: transmembrane transporter activity. The record is from RefSeq and is a predicted model, not a curated record. The coding region runs from base 1 to 1116 and encodes 371 amino acids. Gene Ontology annotation, cellular component: membrane. The transcript is spliced from 8 exons.
AUGCCCUCAAGCGACGUAGAGACCAGUCUCGAUGGAGAUGUAAAGCUUGAACAUGCAGAGGAACUCGAGAAUGUUCACAGUAUAGACCCAGAACUGGAAAGGAGAAUCGUUCGGAAGAUCGAUUGUCGUCUUCUUCCAACCACCGCAGUGAUAUAUCUCCUAUGCUACCUCGAUAGAUCGAACAUUGGAAACGCCAAAAUCCUAAAUUCGUCAACCAAUGAUACCCUUCUGGAAAGCAACAACAUCUCGAACUACCAAUACACAAUCGCAAUGAUGGUUUUUCUGGUGGCCUAUUCCGUAUUUGAAGCGCCGAGCAAUCUGGCCUUGAAAAUCUUCGAACCGCGCAGGUGGCUGGGGUUCCUUGUCAUUGCUUUCGGUGCCUUCUGCACUGGAAUUGGGUUCACGCAUAAUUUUGCAGGGCUGGCAGCGCUUCGAUUUCUCCUGGGCGCUGCGGAAGCUGGUGCGUUUCCAGGCAUGAUUUAUUACUUCACAUUCUGGUACAAGCCCGCAGAACGUGCCAGUCGAAUUGCAGUAUUCAUGUGCAGUGCCACACUGUCGGGUGCCUUUGGCGGCGAAGACAAACUCAACUGGAAAGACGCUAAAGAAACUCUCCUAUCAGCAAGACUUUACGCUCACUACCUCACAUACCUAUCUAUAUCGGCCGGGGUAGCCUCGCUAUCCCUCUUUGCUCCAACGAUUAUCGCAGGACUGGGCUAUACCGACCUUCAAGCACAGCUCUUUACCGUUCCCCCGUACGCUGUUGCAUACGUUGUGACACUAGGGCUGGCUUGGCUCUCAGACCGGCUGAAAUGUCGAGGUGCCAUUGCCUGUGGAUCCCAGGUUAUGGCCUCGGUGGCUUUUAUUAUCCAGGCUGAGGCGUAUACUGCGCGCUAUGCGUUUCUCGUCAUUGCCACGACCGGGGCAUUUGGCGGUCUACCCUCACUGAACGCCUGGGUGGGAGAUAAUAUUCAUACGACUACAGCUCGGUCUAUCACAACGGCACUCAAUAUCUCCUUCUCUGGUCCAGGGCAGAUCAUCGGAGUCUGGAUUUAUAGAGCCCAGGAUGCCCCGGCAUACCGGUUGGGUCAUGGUGUCAAUGCUGAUGCAAGGUACUAG